Messenger RNA from Prosopis cineraria, 944 nucleotides. Its product is annotated as ethylene-responsive transcription factor ERF098-like. Gene Ontology annotation, molecular function: DNA binding; DNA-binding transcription factor activity. The record is from RefSeq and is a predicted model, not a curated record. The transcript has a single exon. Gene Ontology annotation, biological process: ethylene-activated signaling pathway; regulation of DNA-templated transcription. Lineage: Eukaryota; Viridiplantae; Streptophyta; Magnoliopsida; Fabales; Fabaceae. The coding region runs from base 293 to 727 and encodes 144 amino acids.
CAAGAGACUUUGCCAAGUUGCUAGAUCGAUAAAAAGAUUUACCCCCCCCCGGGGGGGUGUAUAUAGUUGCUUGUUGUCGUAUAAUUCGUGUAAAAAAAAAAACAUAGACACAAUCGAAGAAUCAGAUCUAUAAUAAGAACAUCGGCGGUGACUAGUGAUCGCACUCUUUCCCUGGCAUUCCAAAUAUCUUCCACAUGUAUCACAUAUGGGCUAUAUAUCUAUAUAUACAAGCGUUCAAAUUUUGUGAGAUCACAACCCCAAAUACUUGAUAGGUGAAGAUCAGAACACAAGCAUGGACCGGCACAAGGGGAAGCAGGAGAAGGCAAAGGAUGAGACUCGGUACCGGGGCGUCCGGAGGCGGCCGUGGGGGAAGUACGCGGCGGAGAUAAGGGACCCAUCGAAACAAGGGGCGAGGCUGUGGCUGGGGACGUUUGAUACGGCGGAAGAAGCAGCCAGAGCCUACGAUAGGGCUGCCUUCGACAUGAGAGGUCAUCUUGCAAUCCUUAAUUUCCCUAACGAGUAUUAUUCUCUGCUGAGGCCCCCACCAUACUCUCCCUUUAUGCCUCCUCCUCUUCCUCCUCCGUCUUCUCACGCUCAUGGAAGUGCCAGCUCAUCGUCAUCUGGUUCCCUGAGGAAACAAGUUUUCGAGUUUGAGUAUUUGGAUAAUCAGGUGCUGGAAGACCUGCUGGAGCCAGAAGAGGAGAAAAAGAAAAGGAUGCGAGAUUGAUUCUGUUCAUCAGCCCUCUAUUACCCUUUCCUUUUCAAUUCUCUCUCCCGUCCUUUUCUGGCAGUAACGAUUAGUACUAUAAUAAUUGGACCAGAUAUAUAGUCUUGUCAUGCUGUUUUGUAUCUGUUUGAACCGUCAGAAUUUACUAAUGUUUACAGCUUCGCAAUACAUGUUUUUUAAGUUCAUCUUCAAUUGUCCAUCAGAAAUCUACUUUCAU